This is a messenger RNA of Cavenderia fasciculata, 1251 nucleotides long. RefSeq names its product phospholamban. Gene Ontology annotation, molecular function: glycerophospholipase activity. NCBI's taxonomy places the organism in Eukaryota, Evosea, Eumycetozoa, Acytosteliales, Cavenderiaceae. The coding region runs from base 1 to 1251 and encodes 416 amino acids. The record is from RefSeq and is a predicted model, not a curated record. Gene Ontology annotation, biological process: phospholipid metabolic process. The transcript has 6 exons.
AUGUAUGUAGAAUCACGUGUGAAGGAUGAAAAGGUUGAGUGGAAUUUGUUACAGUGUGUAAAAUCUAAUGUUUUAAAAGUUUCAAAGAUCAUUUUUGAAAUGAUGAAAGUUAUUUUUGUAUUUUUAAUAAUAGUAAUCUCAUUAAUUGGAGGUGUUUUCCCAAAUCAAGAACAGGCAGAACAAGUUGAAGAUACAGAUGGAUGGUUUUCACCAAGUACCCCUGCUCCAGUUGAUUAUUCAUUGUCAUGUCCUGUAUUAAAAAAAUCAACAUACUAUCCAAAUGAUAUUUAUUCGGUUAGACCAGUUGAUAUUAAAGUUGUCUUGGCUGUUGGUGAUUCCCUUUCGGCAGCAUUUGGAUUAACAUAUCAUGGUUUUGGAAGUUAUGUUGGUGAGUCUAGAGGAAAGUCAUGGUCCAUUGGAGGUGAUCCAAAGACUCCUUCAAUUCCAAAUUUUUUGGCUGCCAUUGGAGCUAAUACAACAGGACAAUCAUUUGGAAGAUCACUUCCAUUACUACAUUUCUUCCCAACAUCAAUGAGAGAGAUUGCAAGAAGUCCCGAUACUUGCCACAAAUUAAAUGGCGCAAUGUCGACGGCAAUCCUGAAUGAUGUCCCAGAACAAAUAGAAUAUCUAGCAGAUUACAUUGAUGAAAUCAAACCAACUGUUGAUAUAAUCAGAGAUUGGAAAUUAUUAAAUUAUUAUAUUGGAAACAAUGAUAUUUGUGAUUCAUGUGAAGGUAAAAAUACAUCAACUGUAGCAUUUUAUAAAGAUAAUUAUUAUAAUUCUUUAUUAUCAAUGAGAAAGUCAUUCCCAAGAAUGAUUGUAAAUGUAAUUUUAAUUCCUAAUCAUAUUUCCGAGAUUGCAAAUAUGGGUAAAGGUGAAAUGUGUAGUGUCAUGCGUGACAAGAUCAUGAGAUCUUGUACUUGUGCACUUUCAGAUGAUGGUAAAAAAGUAAUGGAUCAAAGAUCAAAGGAUUUAAAUCAGGUAAUACUUAAAGCUGUAAAUGAUAUAAAUGAAGAUAGUAAAACAAAAAAUAUUCAAUUUAGAGCAGUCGUACAACCAUUCCUAACAGAGACACAUGUAAAGAGAAACUUUGUAUCUGAAUUUGAUUGUUUCCAUUUUAAUGAGUAUGGAGGUCGAUUGGCUGCCGUCGGUCUAUGGAACAACAUGAUGCAGACAACAAAAUCAGAUUCUAUCAAUGAAUUUGAUAAACCUAUAUGUCCAUCAGAAUCAACUUAUUUAGUAUCUGUUUAA